Molecule: messenger RNA, 1010 nt
Organism: Cynara cardunculus var. scolymus (artichoke)
Lineage: Eukaryota; Viridiplantae; Streptophyta; Magnoliopsida; Asterales; Asteraceae
Exons: 2
Coding region: 13-774 (253 amino acids)
Biological process (GO): chloroplast organization; regulation of DNA-templated transcription
Cellular component (GO): chloroplast
Molecular function (GO): double-stranded DNA binding
Source: RefSeq, a predicted model, not a curated record
UCGUCUCAACAGAUGCUCUCUGUUAGCAGCAGCCAUGGCCAAAUUUCCAGAGCAUUUCUCGUCGAUUCAUCGUCCUUCUUCCUUCGUCUGCUUCACUGCUCAACCACAUCUCCAUCCUCUGAUCUUCAACCCCAUUUCAUGGUGGAUUUCCUCAUCGAUUCCCUCGGAUUCUCCAAACAAGAAGCCAUCUCCGCCACUACGAAGAUGCGUCACUUGAAGUCCACCAAAAACUCUCAAUCUGUCAUCGAUUUCCUUAGGAACUAUAAUCUAUCCGAAAAUGAUGUUAAAUCCAUAGUUCUCACUCAACCCAGCAUCCUAUUGCGCAAAGUUGACAAAACUCUAGAACCCAAAUUUAAGAUUCUUUCUGAAAUUGGGUUUUCCGGGUCGAAUCUCGUUUCGAUUAUCAAAAGGGAUCCCAAUCUCUUGGCGAGAGGUCUGCAUACAUCUAUUAUGCCUGCUAUUAGGCUUUUGAGGAAAAUAUUGGGCACUAACGAGAAAAUCUUAAAGGCUAUUGAACGAUCACAUUGGCCUUUUUAUGGGAAAUCCUUUAGAACUAAUGUGGUGUUAAUGGCAAAAUUUGGGGUUUCGGGUAAGGAUCUUGAAAGGGUUAUACUUAGGGACCCUAGAGUGGUUAAUCAGAAUCCUGGUAGGCUAGAAGAGAAACUUGUUCAAGUUGAAAAGGAAUUCGGUAUUAUGCGAGGUUCAUCCAUGUUUUCUUACGGGAUUUUUGGCUAUUUGUUCACAGAAGAAGUCGACUCUGCAGAAGAAAUUUGAGUUGUUUAAGAGCUUUGGAUGGUGCGAUUCGGAUAUUUACACCAUUGCCAAGAGUCAACCAUUCUGUUUUACACAUUCUGAGGAGAGACUAAGUAAAGGGAUGAGUUUCUUCAUGGCGGAAGUUGGUUGUUCGCCGCUGUGGUUGGCCACCCGUGGCAGUCUUUUGAUGUAUAGUUUGGAGAAAAGGGUGAAGCCAAGGUUGUGGAGAGGCAUAAAGAAGCAAUUCCUGAUGAUUU